UAUGGAUUCGUUAAUUAUGCUUUGGAGUUGUUAGUUUUAAAAUCAUUUGGUCCUGAAACCUGGGAAAAUAUAAAGAAACAGGCUGAUGUACAAAUGGAAGGCCAAUUUUUGGUGAGACAAAUUUACGAAGAUGAGAUUACUUAUAAUGUUAUAAUGGCCGCAGUUGAUAUUUUAAAGAUACCUGCAAAUGAUAUUUUGGAACUUUUCGGUAAAACAUUUUUCGAGUUUUGUCAGGAUUCUGGGUAUGAUAAGAUCUUACAGGUUCUAGGUGCUACACCAAGAGAUUUCUUACAGAAUUUAGACGCGCUUCACGACCACUUGGGCACGCUGUAUCCCGGAAUGAGAGCUCCAUCGUUCCGGUGCACCGAACGCCCGGAAGAUGGCGCCCUGGUGCUGCAUUACUAUUCGGACAGGCCCGGACUCGAGCACAUCGUCAUCGGCAUAGUAAAGACAGUGGCGAGCAAGCUUCACAACACCGAGGUAGAAGUGCAGAUAAUAAGAACGAAGGCGGAUUGCGAUCACGUCCAAUUUCUCAUAACUGAGACAAAUGGUCCGCAGAAAAAGCAGCUUCCAGACAUUGACGAAAUAGAAACGCUCUCAUUGGAACCGAAAAUAUCACCUGCAACAUUUAGCAAAAUAUUUCCAUUCCACAUAAUGUUUGACAGGGACAUGAGGAUCGUCCAAACUGGUUCUACAUUAAGGAGGGUUUUUCCUAUCGUUACGUCAGAAAAUUGCAAAAUUACCGAUAUAUUGGACACAAUACGCCCGCAUCUGGAGCUGACAUUCGAGAACAUCCUAUCGCACAUAAACACGAUCUACGUCCUGCGAACGCGGUCAGGCGUUAUGCAAGUAAACGCGCCGCAGGAGUACCGAUUCCUGCGACUCAAAGGCCAGAUGCUCUACGUGCCCGAAACCGAUCUCGUCAUUUUUCUAUGCUAUCCCAGCGUCAUGAAUCUAGACGACCUCACCAGGCGAGGUUUUUUCAUAAGCGACAUUCCAUUACACGAUGCAACAAGGGACUUGGUCCUAAUGUCUGAACAAUUCGAAGCUGAUUAUAAACUAACCAGGAAUUUGGAAAUUCUGACUGACAAGCUUCAGCAGACCUACAGGGAACUGGAAACUGAAAAAAAGAAAACAGAUGGAUUGCUAUAUUCGGUACUUCCCCUGACUGUGGCAAGCGAGCUACGUCACAACAGACCAGUGCCGCCGAAAAAAUUCGACUUCGUAACCUUACUUUUCUCAGGGAUCGUUGGAUUUUCCGAAUACUGUGCCGCUCAUACAGAUUCCAAGGGAGCGAUGAAAAUCGUGAAAAUGCUCAACGAGUUGUACACAAAAUUCGACACUCUUACGGACUACACCGUAAAUCCAGAUAUCUACAAGGUGGAAACUGUUGGUGAUAAAUAUAUGGCUGUAAGUGGUAUCCCUGAACAGUGUGUAGCGCAUGCCAAAAAUAUUGCCAAAUUGGCGUUGGAUAUGAUGGAUUUAAGUAAAACUAUAAUAGUUGAUAAGGAUCCAGUGAAAAUAACAAUCGGCAUUCACUCUGGAGAGGUCGUCACAGGUGUGAUAGGUCAGAGGAUGCCGCGCUAUUGUCUCUACGGCAACACUGUAAAUCUGACGAGUCGCACUGAAACAACCGGUGCACCUGGAAAAAUAAAUGUUUCUGGUGACGCCUACAAAGUGUUAUGCCAAGAAGAUAACCAAGACCCGAACUUCUGCUUUGAGUACCGAGGACCAAUCACAAUGAAGGGAAAAUCAGAGCCAAUGGACGUUUGGUUUUUGACUAGAGCUUUUAAUAAGGAUUAA
Messenger RNA from Brassicogethes aeneus, 1803 nucleotides. The record is from the annotation of a GenBank genome assembly. Lineage: Eukaryota; Metazoa; Arthropoda; Insecta; Coleoptera; Nitidulidae.